AUGACCGCACACAAGGCCCUUGCUCUGGAUCUCUACCGACAGCUGCUGCGAAACGGCUACCGAAUGGCCGGUUACAACUUCCGACAGUACGCCAUCAGACGAACCCGGGACGGCUUCCAUGCCAACCGAAAUCUCACCGACAAGGGCGAGAUUGAGUCUGCUAUCAAGUACGCCGAGAAGGAACUCGGCGUGCUCAAGCGACAGUCCGUCAUUUCUCAGAUGUACGCCGGCGAGCCUCUGGUGGUUGAGCAUGCCGACAAGAACCUCGCCAAGAAGAACGAGCAGCUUCACUCUGCUGUUUAA
Yarrowia lipolytica CLIB122 is the source of this 303-nucleotide messenger RNA. RefSeq lists its product as uncharacterized. Gene Ontology annotation, biological process: iron-sulfur cluster assembly. Gene Ontology annotation, cellular component: mitochondrion; L-cysteine desulfurase complex. NCBI's taxonomy places the organism in Eukaryota, Fungi, Ascomycota, Dipodascomycetes, Dipodascales. The record is from RefSeq and is a predicted model, not a curated record.